AUGGGAUCGCGGUGGGACGAGUGGCUCUGCGGCGAGGAGACGCUGGAGGGCGAGACCGGGAUCGGCGGGGCGAGACACAUUGCAAUGUCACGGGAGCCUUCCACGACCGACACGAAGGAAGAAGCGGUGGAAGCGUGCCGGAACGAGUGCUUCUACUGUCGCAAAAGUCUCACGGAAGAAAACGCGACUGUUGACUACCUCAUCAAAAAAAAGAAUGGAUGCAAUUCCGAUCCAGUCGCAUGCUGCCUCGACUGCAAGCGGAAGAAAGGCACGAGGCGGGCUAAUACAUUCCAAAGGAAGAUCCUCCUGAAGACACCCCGAUGCCAUGGGUUCACGGAGGACGGAUUCAGGUGCCAAAACCCGGAAGCAAGUGGGACUCCCACUUUCUGUAUUGAACACCACAAAAGACGCAUUGCAAUGGAGCCCUUCACGCCCGACACGCUGAAAGAGGCGAUGGAAGCGUGCCAGAACGAGUGCUUCUAUUGUCGCAAUAGUCUCACGGAGGAAAACGCAACUGUUGACAACCUCAUCAGGAAAAAGAAUGGAUGCACUUCCGAUCCAGUCGCAUGCUGCCUCGACUGCAAGCGGAAGAAAGGCACGAGGCGGGCUAAUGCAUUCCAAAGGAAGAUCCUCCUGAAGACACCCCGAUGCCGUGGGUUCACGGAGGACGGAUUUAGGUGCCAAAACCCGGAAGCAAGUGGGAAUCCCACUUUCUGUAUUGAACACCACAAAAGGCGCAUCGCAAUCGCAUGCGAGCUCUUCACGCCCGACGCGUCGAGAGAGGCGAUGGAGGCGUGCCAGAACGAGUGCUUCUACUGCCGCGACAGCCUCACGGAGGAAAACGCAAUCAUCGACAAUCUCAACAGAAAAGGGUUGAAGAAAGGCACGAAGUCGGCCAAUAAAUUCCAAACGAAGACCCUCUGGAAGACGCCCCGAUGCCGUGGGUUCACAGAGGACGGAUUCAGGUGCCCAAGCCCGAUAGCCGGCGGGAGUGCCACGUCCUGUCUCGAUCACCAUAAACGAAUGGUGAACUGGAACGUGGGAUCACUUAACGAAAUCCUGGCUGUGUUCUUCCAACACAGACGCAAGGCAGUGUCGUGGGAGCCCGUCUCGCCCGAGACGGAGCGAGAGGCGAUGGAAGUGAGCCAGAACGAGUGCUUCUACUGUCGAGACAGCCUGACGGAGGAGAGCGCGACUGUCGACAACUUGAACAGAAAAAGGAAGGGAAGAACUGCCGAUCUAGUCGCAUGCUGCCUCGCCUGCAAGACGAAGAAAGGCACCAUGCGGGCUGACACAUUCCAAAAGAAGAUCCUCCUGAAGGCACCCCGAUGCCAGGCGCUCACGGAGGACGGAUUCAGGUGCCAAAACCCGGAAGCAAGGAAUCGGAGAGUGAAUGAAAUCCACACCCACAAUAAGGUUGAGUCUGCGCAGCGACACAGCACCCUCGGGCAGUGCGGGCUCUGCUUCUCUCUCCGCUACCUUCGCACGGUCUUGCUCACGAAGAUGACAGCGUUGACAGAGUGCCUCCUUUUGGCGACAGUUGACAACCUCGUCAGAAAGAAUGGACGCAACGUCGAUCUAGUCGCAUGCUGCCGCGACUGCAGGUUGAAGAAAGGCACGAAGUCGGCCAAUAAAUUCCAAAAGAAGACCCUCUGGAAGACGCCCCGAUGCCGUGGGUUAACGGAGGACGGAUUCAGGUGCCCAAGCCCGAUAGCCGGCGGGAGUGCCACGUCCUGUCUCGAUCACCAUAAACGACGCGUCGCUGUGUCGUGGGAGCCCGUCACGCCCGAGACGAAGAGAGAGGCGAUGGAAGCGUGCCAGAACGAGUGCUUCUACUGUCGCAACUGUCUCACGGAGGAAAACACGACAGUUGACAACCUCGUCAGAAAGAAUGGACGCAACGUUGAUCUAGUCGCAUGCUGCCUCGACUGCAGGUUGAAGAAAGGCACGAAGUCGGCCAAUAAAUUCCAAACGAAGACCCUCUGGAAGACGCCCCGAUGCCGUGGGUUCACAGAGGACGGAUUCAGGUGCCCAAGCCCGAUAGCCGGCGGGAGUGCCACGUCCUGUCUCGAUCACCAUAAACGACGCGUCGCUGUGUCGUGGGAGCCCGUCACGCCCGAGACGAAGAGAGAGGCGAUGGAAGCGUGCCAGAACGAGUGCUUCUACUGUCGCAACUGUCUCACGGAGGAAAACGCGACAGUUGACAACCUCGUCAGAAAGAAUGGACGCAACGUCGAUCUAGUCGCAUGCUGCCUCGACUGCAGGUUGAAGAAAGGCACGAAGCGGGCUAACGCGUUCCAAAAGAAGGUCCUCCGGAAGACACCCCGAUGCCGUGGGUUCACGGAGGACGGAUUCAGGUGUCAAAGCCCGAUAGCCGAUGGAACUACCACGUCCUGCCGGGAUCACCAAAAAAAUUUGAACGAAACCGCAACGGCGCUCUUCCGAAGCAGACGCGUGGCAAGGACGAGCCAGCCCGUCACGCCCGAGACGAUGGAAGAGGCGAUGGAGGCGUGCCGGAACGAGUGCUUCUACUGUCGCGACGGUCUCACGGAGGAAAACGCGACUGUUGACAACCUCAUCAAAAAAAAGAAAGCACGCACUGCCGAUCUAGUCGCAUGCUGCCACGAAUGCAAAGAGAGGAAAGGCAAGACCCGGGCUCAUAAAUUCCAGACGAAGAUCCUCCUGAAGACACCCCGAUGCUGGGCGCUCACGGAGGACGGAUUCAGGUGCCAAAGCCAGAUAGCCGGCGGGAGUACCACGUUCUGUCUAGAGCACCAAAAGACGAAGAGGAAUAAAACUGCUAUCCGACUACAUGGAAAUUCCCCAUUUUUCUCUCUUCUGUGA
This is a messenger RNA of Darwinula stevensoni, 2844 nucleotides long. NCBI's taxonomy places the organism in Eukaryota, Metazoa, Arthropoda, Ostracoda, Podocopida, Darwinulidae. The record is from the annotation of a GenBank genome assembly.